UUGAAGGCUUCAGACUUUGCGGCUGAUUAUUCUCCUGGAAAUGUUGCCGCUGAAUGGAUUGAUACUGAGUCUGAAUGUAAUGAAAUCAAUUGCGAUGAUGAUAAUCUUGUACGUAAGGCUCCCGUGAUGGAUAUUACUGGAAGUGAUGAUAAAAUACCUGGGCUAAAUAAGAUAAAGCGUGAUGGUUUGGAUAACACUGCUUCGGUUGAUAGCUCUAAUGUGGACCCUGUGGUCACCACACGUCUGGGUCGAGUUCGCGGUCUUACUUUAGAUAAAGCUUAUGUGUUUUCUGGGAUUCCGUAUGCGGACCCUCCAGUGGGGGUGAAACGCUGGGCGUCUCCUUCACCCGCGUCACCUUGGACAUACAUAUAUGAUGCCACAUUUCCCCGUCCUGCAUGCAUGCAGGUAUGCGCUGGAGAGUUCUCUCAGGUUAGCGAGGACUGUCUUUAUCUAAAUGUGUUUGUCCCAUUGAGUGUCAAUUUAUCAUCACCAAUAGUGACAUCACUCCCAGUGAUGGUGUGGAUUCACGGUGGUGACUUCGUCGCUGGCUCCGCCUCCAAACCAUUGUAUGAUGGACGCUUCAUCAGUAACUAUAGCAACACAGUGGUUGUAAACAUAGAGUAUCGUCUUGGUGCAUUUGGGUUCUUAGUCACGGGAAUAGAUCCAGAGAGCUCUGCAGUUGGGAAUUAUGGGAUUCUAGACCAGCAGGCAGCCUUGCUGUGGGUCCAAGAAAACAUUGCUGCUUUUGGAGGAGACCCAAAUAAGGUGACUCUCUUUGGCGAGAGCGCCGGAGCCCAAUCGGUGUGUCUUCAUCUAAUGGUACAGAACAGCGAGUCUUUGUUUAGACAUGCAGCCGUACAGAGUUUACCAUUCUCUAUACCAUUAAAAACAAGGUUGGAUGCCAUGAAACUGGGUUGGGAUUUUGCUAAACUGACAAACUGCUCAGUAUUUGAUCUGGCUUGCCUGCGGUCCCUCAGUGCUCAAGAUGUGCUCAACGCCCAGGUUAAAUCAGGUAAGAGCAUAAACCCCUUCCGCUUCCUGGAAGCCUUUGAGACCUGGGGGCCAUUCAUUGACAGAGAGCUGAUCCAGGAACAACCAAUCACAGCCUUCCAAAAAGGCCAUUGGCAAAGUUACAAGCCAGUUAUACUAGGUACGACCUCUGAGGAAGGUGUGCUCUUUGUUUAUGGGAUUUUUAAUAAAUCUGUGUCAAUGCUGGAAAGUGUGCUGUACAUUGCGGCUAUUUUUAAGCAACAUACACUUAAAAUUCUGCACAAAUACAUCCCAUUCUACCGAAACGUGGACAAACGGGUCAUGCUUUCACAGAUUGUAACAGAUUACAUGUUUCUGUGCCCGACCCGAUGGUCUGCCCGUUCUGGAGUGAGCGUCGGUGGAUCGGUCUGGAUGUAUGUAUUCGACCAUCCACCGUCUGAUGACAGCAUAUGGGCGAAUCUUACGUUUUGCUUUAAUCACACUUGUCAUGGAGCAGAGCUUCCCUUUUUGUUUGACUCCGCCCCUAGCACUAACCUCACACUUACUCCUCAAGAGACCCUCUUAGCCAAUCAGAUGACAUGUUACUGGGGAGCAUUUGCGCACGCAGGGGACCCAAAUUCACGGGGGGAGCAGACACCCUUCUGCAGAGAGCAGAGGCUUCCUGUUUGGCCAAAAUACACAUUCACUGAGGGCUGGUCAAUCCUCAACCUGACUCUACAGUCACACCCACAGCAUGGGAACAGAGACCAUUUCUGUGAUUUUUGGGACAGGUUGGACCUUUAUUGAGGAAUGGAGAUUUGGGACUGGGUGAAGGAUGCACAACAUCAUGGUCCUAAAUAGAAAUAGUAAAUAGAAACAUAGCUAUUGAGCUAAUUUAUCAAUUUUCUUAUUUCCUUAUGGCAGUUUAUUAACAAGCUAUCUUUUCUUUUUCUGUAGUCCAUACUAUAAUGUCACUUCUUUUGUAAAUAAACAUGGCAUACUUAAAAGAAUAAAAUGAGCUGUACAGUUAUAGGGAUAGUUCCCCAAAAAACCC
Molecule: messenger RNA, 2023 nt
Organism: Triplophysa rosa
Lineage: Eukaryota; Metazoa; Chordata; Actinopteri; Cypriniformes; Nemacheilidae
Product: crystal protein
Exons: 8
Coding region: 127-1776 (549 amino acids)
Molecular function (GO): cholinesterase activity
Source: RefSeq, a predicted model, not a curated record